Messenger RNA from Myxocyprinus asiaticus (Chinese sucker), 3712 nucleotides. RefSeq names its product chondroitin sulfate synthase 3-like. The transcript has 3 exons. Gene Ontology annotation, cellular component: Golgi cisterna membrane. Gene Ontology annotation, molecular function: glucuronosyl-N-acetylgalactosaminyl-proteoglycan 4-beta-N-acetylgalactosaminyltransferase activity. The record is from RefSeq and is a predicted model, not a curated record. NCBI's taxonomy places the organism in Eukaryota, Metazoa, Chordata, Actinopteri, Cypriniformes, Catostomidae. Bases 570 to 3011 code for a protein of 813 amino acids.
GCUUUCGGAGGCUCAAACCUGGAGAAACUAUAAUGCCGGAGAGACGAGUAGGAAAAGUCCCGUUUCCAUGCGUCAAACUGUGAAGAAAAUGGCGAGUAUGCGGGGACUGAAGCAGAGGGGUUAUGUGAAUGGAUUUAACUGUAAUUGUGUGGUGUGGAAACCGUCUCUUAUGUUAAGUACGGCAGAACGCGAGCCUUUAGAGAAUGAAAAAGGAAGCGUCAACUUUGACGCGUUUUCUUUUCAGUAAAAUGGAUUAUUGUACGCGGCGUUGCUCCUACCGAAUGAAUUGCAAACAACUCUCUCUUCAGCGUCCAAGAGAUAAUUGACCAAAGAUCUGCUGUAUCGACAUUCCGAUGAGGCAUUUGUCGGAUAAAUAUUGCGUUUAAUAUGUUUUGAAGAUGUUUUCCUCGUGCAUAAAAGGACAACACCCGCCUUCGGGUCGCGCGACGUGCUCGCGAACGUACUUUGCAGAUGUUAGAUCAUCACGGUCAUCAGUCAUUUGACACCAAGAAGCAAUAAGCGUACAUCUACUUAGAUUGUUUUGUGUAAUCUGCUGUAUUGACUGUAUAAUGGCCUUCAGGUCCAGAAGACCGUGGGUGAGUGUGAUCGUGGGGGUUUUUCUUGGGUUCACAGUCGCGUCGUGGCUGGUUGUGCCCAGAGUUGUGGAAAUAAGUGUGAAGAACAGAAGAUCGUCAAUAUGUUCGUACUACAGUAACGCCAAGGCUCAGAAAGUUUCAGACACUGCCCGCAGUAGCUCAUUUACCAAUGGCAGACACAAGCAGAAGAAUCUCUUCUCCAGUGAUGAAGGUGAAGAAGAUCUUUACAGGACAGUGAACAGCAGUGAUAGAGAAGGACCGGUACCUCCGGUCAAAAGCUUCCUGUAUGUGGGGGUCAUGACGGCACAGAAGUAUCUGGCUUCCAGGGCCGUGGCUGCACACAGGACGUGGACUUCCAGCAUCCCCGGGCGGGUGGAGUUCUUCUCCAGUGAGGGCUCUGAAAAGGUGCCCCUGCCAACUUUAGUGCCCGUCAUCUCACUGGCAGGAGUGGAUGAUUCAUACCCUCCUCAGAAGAAGUCUUUCAUGAUGCUGAAGUACAUGCACGACCAUUACCUGGAUAAAUAUGAGUGGUUUAUGAGGGCCGAUGAUGAUGUCUACAUUAGAGGUGAAAAGCUGGAGUUAUUUCUCCGCUCUCUUAACAGCAGUAAACCACUAUAUCUGGGUCAGACUGGUUUGGGGACCACAGAGGAGCUGGGUAAACUGGCCCUGGAGCCUGGAGAGAACUUCUGCAUGGGUGGUCCAGGGAUGAUCUUCAGCAGGGAAGUUCUCCGCAGGAUGGUGCCACACAUCGGGGAAUGUCUCGGGGAGAUGUACACUACACAUGAAGAUGUGGAGAUAGGACGCUGUGUUAGACGGUUUGGAGGGACACAGUGUGUCUGGUCAUAUGAGAUGCAGCAGCUAUUCUAUGAGAACUAUGAGCACAACAAGAAAGGUUUCAUCCAGGAGCUGCACAGCAGCAAGAUCCACAAUGCCAUCACGCUGCACCCCAACAAACGUCCAGCCUACCAGUACCGACUCCACAGUUACCUGCUUAGCCGUAAGAUCUCUGAGCUGCGAUACCGCACUGUUCAGCUUCACCGUGAAGGCGUCACCAUGAGUCGCCUCGGCAACGUUGAAGUGCAUUGGGAUUACCAGAUGCUGGGGGCACCACCUUCCUACACGCGCUACCGGCCCACCAAGCGUGGAGACGUCAUCGAGUGGGACUUCAUGACCGGCAGGCACUUGUAUUCCACCAGUGAAAAGCAAAUGCCUCGUCAGGGCCUUGGAAACCUGGUCCGCACGGCACUGGAGGACACGGUGCUUCAAGUGAUGGAGAUGAUCAACGAGAACUCCAAAGCUCGCGGACGCGUCAUCGACUUCAAGGAGAUCCAGUAUGGCUAUAGACGGGUGGAUCCGCUUCACGGUGCCGAAUACAUCCUAGAUCUUUUGCUGCUUUACAAGAAGCACAAGGGCAGGAAAGUCACAGUUCCUGUCCGGAGACACGCAUACCUACAGCAGUCCUUCAGUCGGCCGUUCUUCAGCGAGGCAGAGGAAUUGGACGUUGAAAAACUAGAGGAAGCCAUCAAUAGUGACUCUAGUUCGCUCUCCUUCCUCUCCAGCUCGCUCAAGAUCUUCUCUUCCUUCCAGAUCUCAGAUUCCACGAAAGAGAUGCAAAGUCCAAAAAAGGUUCACUUCCUUGUACCACUCACUGGCCGCUACGGAAUCUUUGUGCGUUUCAUGGAAAAUUUUGAGAGAGUCUGCCUUAUUCCCAACCAAAAUGUCAAGCUAACCAUAAUCCUGGUCGAUAAUGAUACCAAUCAGGACAAGGAGAGACACCUGGAGUUGAUAAAGGAAUACCACUACAAAUACCCUAAAGCAGACCUGUCCAUCAUACCUAUGACGGGAGAAUUCUCUCGUGGCUUUGCCCUUGAGAUGGGCUCUUCCCAAUUGAGAAACAACUCAUUGCUGUUCUUCUGCGAUGUGGACCUGGUUUUCAAUUCUGAUGCUCUCCAGAGGUGUCGAGACAAUGCCAUUGAAGGAAGUCAGGCGUAUUUUCCUGUCAUCUUUAGUCAGUAUGAUCCCAAAAUUGUUUAUGCUGGUGACCCUCCAGAAGACAGCAGCUUUGUUUUUACCAGGAAGAGUGGGUUCUGGCGGGAUUAUGGAUUUGGUAUCACCUGCAUAUACAAAAGUGAUUUGCUCAAAGCUGGAGGUUUUGACACAUCAAUCCAAGGCUGGGGUUUGGAGGAUGUCGAUUUGUUCACAAAAGUCAUUAACUCUGGUUUGAAAGUGUUCCGCUCUCAAGAAGCAGGUAUUGUGCAUAUUUAUCACCCUGUCCUCUGCGACACUCAUUUAGAGCCCAGGCAGUACAAAAUGUGCCUCGGAUCCAAAGCGAGCACUUACGCAUCCACAAUGCAAUUAGCAGAAUUGUGGUUGUUGAAACAUUUAGAAGUUGGGUUUAACAGGACCUCUUCCUGACGUUCCAACAAAUCCAUCGGCAUCACUAGACUUAACCUCAGUUCUGCAUGAGUGCAAACAUCAAAAGGUUGACUGUAUGUUUGCAUGUUUGUAGCUGGUAUGGUUGAAUGUAAGUCCAUAUACAUUUAUCUCAUUUUUUUCAAGGUACACUCCGAUUCCUUUGGUGCAACAUCUUUCAGUGGUUUCUCUUUGCCAUGUAAUCUGUAACCAAAGGAUAUUUAUUGUACAGGUCUGAACAGAAGGUCACUCUGGGGGAAGGUUUAAUGUUUGCCAUCUUGCAAACUGUUCAUAUCCUCAGGAGCUCUUCUCACGUGAAUACCACACAUGAACGUUUUUAAUAUGGUCCUCUUAAUGACUCAAGGAGAAACAAGCUCUGUUCCAAAACCUAGUGUGAGCUGCUAAUCUAAAUAGCUUUUUAAGUAUCAUAGAUGCGAUUCCAAAGUGCAGGAUGUUCCAAAAGAUAUCUCUAAACUAAAACCAUUUCAUUCUCAUGCAGCAUCCAUGUAUACUGUGCAAUGAAGGCAAUCCCAGAAUGCAUCAUCCCAGUCUGAAAAUGAGAUUUUGAUUAUAAAUAUAUUUAAUUCAGUAUUGAAUUGAAAAACUAUCAAUACUAAAUAGUUCAGCCUAAUUAAAAAGGACUUCUUUACCCAAAAUUUCUAUGUGAUAUGUAUAUUUAUAUUUUAGAGUAUCACAAUGUUAAC